Messenger RNA from Seriola dumerili (greater amberjack), 3151 nucleotides. RefSeq names its product breast cancer anti-estrogen resistance protein 3-like (gene sh2d3a). The record is from RefSeq and is a predicted model, not a curated record. NCBI's taxonomy places the organism in Eukaryota, Metazoa, Chordata, Actinopteri, Carangiformes, Carangidae. Gene Ontology annotation, molecular function: phosphotyrosine residue binding; guanyl-nucleotide exchange factor activity. The transcript has 19 exons. Gene Ontology annotation, biological process: positive regulation of peptidyl-serine phosphorylation; small GTPase-mediated signal transduction. Bases 155 to 2692 code for a protein of 845 amino acids.
GACAGAGGCUACAUCCUAGAUGAGAGCAGCUGCAAGGGAAGAGAGCAAAUUGAGGGAAAGUAGGAAAAGUAAGAAGCACUAUGAGAUAGAAAUAUUACAAGGAGAAAGAGAGAAGUAAAAUCCCUGAGUGCCUCGGUGGACCCUGUACACAGACAUGAAUAAUCGCUCUAUCGCCUGGUGGCUAAGACAGGUCGGCCUGCCCCAGUACACCAAGACACUAGAAAGCGAAUAUUAUGGUCUUGAGGGCCUGCUGAAUGUAACUGAUGGAGAACUGAAGGAUGCAGGGAUAGAGGAUGCAGCGCACCGAGAGACCAUCCUGAACCAGCUUUCACAACACAGAGAGAGACUGGACCCACACUAUGCUGUGCAGGUGCUGGAGCGCAGGGUGAGCCGAAAGUACUCCCUGGGAUCGUCUAUUGACCUGGUGAAGCCUCGGAAGGAUCUGUUUCGUCAGAGUUUUCUGCCCCGCCUGCACCGCGCAGACAAAAAGCACCGCCUGUCUGCCUCCUGUUCACAGUUACGCCCCCUGAAUGAGGACAACGCUCACAUCAGUGCGACAGACCGCUGUCAGGACAGCAAACGCAACAGGAGGAGCGUCAGUGCAUACUUCAGCCAGCUGAAGGUGUUUGGUGGUCGGAGAGAGAUGGACUCAUUGAAGAAGGAGCUGGAGGAGGAGCUGAAGCUCAGCACCGAAGACCCAAGGAGCCAUGCAUGGUACCAUGGACCACUGACUCGAGAGGCUGCAGAGUCUCUGUUUGAGAGGGAUGGAGACUUCCUGGUCCGAGACUCAAGCUCAGCCCCUGGCGACUACGUUUUGAGCUGCUUUUGGAAGAAUGGGCCCAUGCACUUUAAAAUCAUACGAGUGGUCCUUCGUCCCAAAAAGGGCUACUCUCGGGAGCUGUUCCAGUUUGAGGAGGAUCGCUUUGACAAUGUUCCCGCUCUGAUCCGGUUCUAUGUGGGCGACCGUCGGCCCAUCUCCCAGGCCUCAGGUGCUGUGAUCUUUCACCCAAUCACACGGACCCUUCCUCUGCGUGUCAUCGUGGAGCAGAAUGUGCAGCCCAAAAGCAGCAGCGGCGGCGACAGCAGCAGAGGUGCAGGGGAAGAAAAGCACACUGAUCCCGACAAAAGACGCAGCUUCAGCUCUGCGUACACCGACACACUGCAGGCCAUCAAUCCACUACUGAGGAGUGGAAGUCAGCCUGCUAACUUGGAGAAUGUGGGACGCAGGCCUUCACUUCAGUCUGCACAGUCUGACAGCAACUUACGAACUGCUGUUCCACAGACAACUCAGUCGGAGGACACCAGCCCCGCCCCCAUCUCCCCAGUGUUUCGCACAGGCAGCGAACCCCUGCUGAGCCCACGACCACGACACACACGCCCCUCCCAUCCAGGUGGUGGUGUAACUCUGCGAGGUUCAGAUGGACAGCUGCACCCCAGAGCUCCUCCUAAGCCUCUCAGGGUCUCCACAGUUUUCCCCAACGCUAUACCUCCUCCCCCCACAGACUCGGACAGAGACCCCUCCUCUUGCUACACCGAGCUGGUCAUCCAAGUGCCACAGUCCCAACGGAAGGGCCACGUGGACCGACUACGUGCAGAGGAGAAGUGGCAGAGUCGUGCCCGUCUCACAGAAACUUCCUUUGGCUUCCUGGAGGCCCAGAAGAGCGAGGCAUCAUCGCAGCUGCUGCUUGAGGAAGAGCUGCAGAGGAAGGCAGCAGAGGAAGAGGACGACUGGCAUUUUGAACGGCCACAUACAGAGUCGGGGUCGUGUUUCCAGUUGGAUCGGUUUGAGUCGCUGCUUUUACCGGAGAACAAUCGACCUCUGGAGCCCAGCGUCCUGCUGGCACUCAAAGAGAUUUUCAACCGCUCCAAUGCCAACUCCACCGCUUUGCACAUGCUCAGUGUUGACUGCCAGGUAGCACGCAUCGUUGGAGUGACGGAUGAGCAGAAGAGGAUUAUGGGAGUUGGAUCGGGGCUGGAGCUUGUCACUCUGCCACAUGGACACCAGUUACGACAGGAUUUGUUAGAAAGGCAUCAUCUGAUAGCACUGGGAGUGGCAGUGGACAUCCUGGGCUGCACGGGGACUGUGAGCCAAAGGGCAACAGUUUUACAUAAAGUAAUCUCAUUGGCUCAGGCCCUGAAAGAACACGCCCACAACCUCUACUCCUUCUCAGCUGUGAUGAAGGCUCUGGAGAUGCCUCAGAUACUGCGACUGCAGAUGACGUGGCGAGCGCUGAGGAGGAACCACACAGAGAGCGCGGUUUUAUUUGAGAAGAAACUCAAGCCCUUCGUGAAUUCACUGAACGAUGGAGACGAUUCUGUAGUUGAGGGCCCCAUAGCCUUGCCACACCUUGUUCCUCUGCUGAUGCUGAUGGAGGGCGAGGACCCGGUCGAGAACAGCGACCGAGGCUGCCAGCUUCUCUACGAUGUUCUCCAAUCAGCUCGCAGCGCUGCUCUAAACGCCCAGGAUUAUCAGAAGCAUGCAAACACUCUGCUCACAGGAGGCUGGGAGCCAGUCCCUGAGCUGCUGGAGGCUUUCCGGACAGAGUUCGCCCUGCGGCUGCUCUGGGGUCAGUCGGGUGCAGAGGCCGAGAGAACGGAGCGCUACGAGAAGUUUGACAAAAUUCUUUGUGUUCUCUCCAAUAAACUGGAACCUGUGGAGAUCACACCACUACAACCUGACCCUUUAACCUGAGCCUCGGGGUCUGUUCCACCAAGGGAAAGGUGAAGUCAGCAGAGAUGAAAGAAAGAUGUUGUUAGCUGAGCUGUGGUGUGUCGAGGUAGCAGAGGCAAAGAGCUGACCCCUGAUAUCACACAGACAUGGAGGGAGAAGUUGUAUCUUCCUUUACUUGCCGAGAUGUGACUGGUGAGCUUGUCAAGUGACAACUUUAAAUCAACUUCUAAAAAAUUGAAUUAUAUCUGUAACGUGUAGACAGACCUUUAUUGUGAAAAGGGCUGUGUUUGAUUCAUCUUCCUGUUACAGGAAAUCUGAAAUGUUUACCCAAACACUUGCAUCUGUUUACUUUUACAAAUAACUGGAGGCUCCAGCAUGAACAUUAUUACAAACAUUAUUAAAACCGAGUUAGUUCCCUUUGCACAUGAACUGCUGCUGUGAGGGACCACACUGGAAAUAUUUCUUUUUCACCUCUGUUUA